CGCUAUGAAUUUAGCGUGGGUACAUUGCGCAUCAUAGUCUGCGCACAAGGACCAUCCUAUACUACCCGGCGCUGCAUUGAGAGUACUGACCCGACCCAUUCCUAAAUCCACCGAUUCUGCUGAAAGCCGUGAGUAGGCAGGGAUCAUGCAGAUCAAAGCUCCCCCCAGCUUCCAGCCGCUGGAUGUUCGUAGCCAGCAGUACCAGCCCCCUCCGCCAUGCCGGUCCCGCUACCGGAAGUUUGACCUUUACAGAGACGUACAGCAGUUCUUUCAGAUCGACAACCAUGCUAUUCAGGUCGCCCAGCAGGACCAUGACAACUUCCUGGACCUCAUCUGGCACCUGGUGUACAGCCAGAACUAUCACUCCGACCUCGACAAGGCCAGAGUUAUUUUCCGCUGGAUGACCUCCAAGAACAUGUACACAAUCACCUUCCGUGAGAAUGUCCGUGCCGGCAGCCCCGAAGAAGUCAUUCUGUCUUUCAAGAACAAGCAAGGGACGUAUGCCAGGAUCUUCGAGACUAUGUGCAGGUUCUCUGGCGUGCAGUCUGUUGUGUUGACCGGUUAUGCAAAGGGCCUAGACUACCGCCCCGGCGAUAAAUUCAAGGGCAACGACUACAACCACAGCUGGAACGGAAUCCUCAUCGACGGCAACUGGUAUCUGGUAGACUCCCACUGGGCUACAAGGUACCUCACCUCUGAGAAGAACGCUCCAGAAAAUCUGGUGUAUGAGUACGAUGACUUCUACUUCCUGACUGACCCCGAGCAGCUCAUCUACAGCCACUGGGCUCACAAGUCCGAAUGGCAGUUGCUGACCGCCCCCAUUGUCCUGCAGGACUUUGAGAACCUGCCGCUGGUCAAGUCCUACUUCUUCAAAUGCGGGAUGUUCUUCAUCUCUCACCAUGUUGGUGUAGUCGAGACGAAGAAGGGGAAGAUCGCCAUCACUGUUGGCUUCUCGAAACCUACAAACUUCACCUACAAGAUCGUCUUUUCUGAUUCCAACGAUGAGACCUACCAGGGCCAGAAGCUGAAGAACUUCGCCCUCCAGGAGCACGGCAAGAACCAGACAACUACUUUCAUCUUCAGGGCUCCCAAAUCGGGCCAGUAUUACUUCACAAUCUUCGCUCAACUCCUGACCGGGGAACUCGGUGUCAAGAACGUCUUCACAGCUUCAGCUGAGUACAAGGUCAUCGCCGACACUGCUUCCAACGACGCGAAGCCCCUCCCCAACUGCUCCGACAGCUGCUGGGGUCCAGGUGUCGCCGUUGACCAACUCGGCAUCGUCGCCACUCCACCCCAGGGCAUCAUCCCAACAACCGAUGGAAGGGUGAACCUGGAGUUCAAGAAGACCCGCCCGGCUUUCCUCCUGGCCAAGCUGAGGAAGAACGGAGUUCGUGAGGAAGACCUUGAAGCGUGUAUUCGAGAUGACGACCAAGGCGACAAGAUUUUGGUGACGGCUGACCUCCCAUCCAAGGGCGAAUAUGGUAUUGAGGUGUACGGCAACGAUCCCAACAAAGAUGGCGACACAUACACCCACAUCUGCCAGUACUACGUCCACUACGCUGACCCCGCUGAGCAGAACAAUGCCUUCUAUCAAGAAUCCCCAGACAAAGCACGCUAUUUUGGAGGCGGACAAGGAACUUUGGACGGACAAGGAUAUAACCCAGAUUACGCAGGGUUGUCACAGGGGACACAGCAGAUGAAUCUGGAUGGAAGCAACUUCGACCCCGCCAACCUUCCACCCCCUCCUCCCGAGAUGCUUCAGCAGCAGUACCUCUACGGCACUGUCCCCGACAGUCGCCAGCAGGCAGUCUUCAACAGCCAGUCGUACCCCGGAGGUCAAGGUCAGGUCAGCUACAACCCCGUGCUGGGGACGGUGGCACCUACGCCACAGAGCCAGAAGGCACAGGUCUCCAACAUUCCUCAAAGCAGACCACUCCAGGUUCAGAAGCGAUCCAUGGGUCAGCAGCCCCCUCAGACAGACAAGAAGUUCAAGUUGAUCCCCAUCCGACAGGACAGCCAGACCCCCGAUCCCCUGCCAGCCCCCAUCCAGCAGAAACCCAGUCUCGAGGUCAUCGACAGACAGGUCCUGGAAACACUUGAUGACCACGCUAUUCAGGUUUCAAAGAGUGAACACAACAGUUUCAGAGAUCUGGUGUGGGAUUUGAUCUACUCCAAAAAUAUCACCAAUGAAAUUGAGAAAGUCAGAGUUAUUUUCCGUUGGUUGGCCACCAAGAACCUGAAAGAGAUGAAUUUCGACAACGUGGAGAAGGGCAGCCCUGAGGAGGUGCUGAUGGGCCUCAAGACCGGCAAAACAACAUAUGCUAUGGUGUUCGACACUAUGUGCAACUAUGCUGGUCUCCAUUCCAAGAUCAUCAGUGGUUAUGCUAAAGGCGCCAACUAUCGUCCCGGACAGAAGUUCGAGCCCGGCAGCAACCAGCACUCAUGGAACGCUGUGUACAUCUACGGAACAUGGUGUCUGAUUGAUGCUCACUGGGCUGCAAGAAGAAUCAUCGGCAAGCAGGCAGCAUCCGAAGAAUUCCAUUACCAACUUGAUGAAUAUUUCUUCUUGCCUGAUCCUGUCCAGCUUAUCUACACUCACUUUCCUGAUGAAGCCAAAUGGCAGUUGUUAGAACGUCCUUUCAACCUGGAGGAGUUUGAGAAUAUGCCCCACAUGAAACCCCAGUUCUUCAAAUAUGGUCUUGAGUUUGUCACAAACAGAACAGCAGUCAUCUACAGCAGAGGAGAAAUCAACAUCAGGUUGAGGUAUUCUGCCCACAAGAUGGCCGUCGCCUUCAACUUCACGAUAUCCACAGAGGAUGGGGAAGAAGACAUUGCGGGGAUGAAGCUCAGUCGGUACGGUAUGCAGGAAUCAACAGGUGGAAUAGCAUCAUUCAAACUUCGUCUGCCAGAGAAAGGGUCGUAUAUCUUGUAUAUCUACGCCAAAGAGGACAUCCCGGAAAACAAGGAGAACGUGUAUGCACAGGUCUGCGAAUACAAGAUCGUUCAGGAGGAAACACCUAAACCCCCAUUUGAACCCCCCUUCCCACCAUGUUCGUAUCUGACCUGGGGUCAGGGGUCAGCCUUCUACCGAUAUGGUCUCAACUCAUACCAGAAUUGAGCAACAAUGGUGACAAGAGAUGGAAAGGUUGAACUCCAAAUCCGUAUUCAGAACAUGCAGUUUAUGGGCAAGUUGAAGCAUUGUCAAAUGGACGAUUCUGAGCUUGAGGGUUAUAUUAUCAACCGUGUUGUUGGGAAGACAGCUUUCUUCAAUGUCACUGCACCAAUGAGGGGAGAGUAUGGCCUUGAGAUCUAUGCUAAUGACCCUGCAGCUGAGGGCUCGACGCUGUACCACAUCACGCAGUAUCUGAUCCAGUGCCACGAAGAUGUCAAGGCAACACCACUGCCUAAACUUCCUCCAGGGUAUCUUGGCGCACAGCCGAAGUUCUCCGAGUAUGGUCUGUGCACAGCAAGCCACAACGACCCUGUUAUCCACUUAGAAUGCAACACAGUCACGAUUGCCAUCAAGUCAGAGAACGUCUUGCGUGUAACGGCAAAUCUCAUCUGCUGUGAAUCAGAGAAAGAUCACCCCGAGUACGUGUUCUCCCACACCAAGGGCUCGAUGGUAACCUUCAUCGUCAACCUUCCCAAAACUGGGUUCUACAAGCUGCAGCUCUAUGCCAUCCCAGCCACCGACAAAUCCCAGCAGCUGCCUGGGGUCUACAACUACUUGAUCAACUGCCAGAAGCUGACACAAGCCGUGUUCCCCUUCCCGAAACAGUACGCUCAGUGGAAGGAGGGCUGCUUCAUGAACGAGCCUGGCAUCAUCCCAACCACGACAACAUCUACCGGACAGUCGGUCAACAUUUCCCAGCUUCCCCCGACCGUCAACUUCCGUGUCAUCAUCCCUAAUGCUGAAGCGGUCGCUAUUGUCAGCGGAGAGAAGUGGACACUCCUGGAGAGGCUCGCUGGUGAUGAAUGGGCUGGAACGGUGGAGGUAGCUCAAUAUUACGGCACAGGCACCAAGAUCACCCUGAACUCCAACUAUGGUGGUGAUUCCUCCAGCUACAACACUCUCCUGGAGUACAACGUUUAGUUUCCUCUUUUGAUAGAACAUAGUUAUCCCCAUAUAUGCUAAUGUUUUUAAGCAAUACUGCCUUAGAUAACCACUGUAUAUUGUUACUCCUGUAAAUGUAGUGCAUUGUGAUACUGUCGGACUUUGCUUGUUGAUAACUCUGUAUCUUUAAUGCAUUUAUUUCUCUAUGUUGGGUUGCUAUGGCAGCAAAUUAAGUGAAGCCUUGCCUCUAUUUCGUUGGUUCAUGGCACAGGUAGGGGGAGAUAAUUCCAUUAUUGUCAAUGGCAGACCAUGAUGUAAUUUUGUUUCUGGUUAAUGUAUAUAACUAUUUAUAUACUUGCUUUUUUUAUUUUCCAUGUGAGAAAACAACUAAUUAUUUCAAAAUGUUAGAUUUGAAAUUUAUCGUUUAGUUAUUUAAGAUUAUCACUAGGUAAGUAACUUGUUAUGAUAUUUGUGUAAGAGUUAUUGUCAUCUUUCAGAUCUUUCAGAAGCUACGUCUUUCAACAAAUUUUCACAUGUAUUUCCUUUGCCUAUGCACUCAAAUGAAUAAAAUUGCAUUAAUAUACCCUCCAUUUCCAGAUACCCUCCAUAAAAAAGCCUAUAUGUGUUUACAUUAGCAUAUAGUUUAUGCCAUUUUGCUUACAGUACAGUUAAAUAUAUCGCAUAAUUAUCUAAAAGUAUUUCUUUCAGGGAAUUCUUAACAUUGCUUUAAGGAUUUUUAAGAAUUCAAAUUAUAAUCCAAAUAGUAUGGAUUAGUAUCAGAAUAUUUAGCUUUUCCACUAAUCCUGUGAUAACAUUUUUAGGGUUAUUAUGAUGUAUACAUGAUUUUCAUGGCUUUUUAGCAAGUUAUGACUUUGUAAUCUGAAUUUUCAUUUUUCGUUCAUGACAUUUUGGUGCAAUUUAAUUGUCAUCUUUAUUUUAUCUCAAUAAACAUAAAAAAUCCAUCUUCAAUUUCUGAUCUGAUUGCCAUCAUAACAUAAGAUAUCUGAUUUUCUUGUUUGCUUUGAUUGGAACGAACAAAGAGUGUCAGUAUUGUUAAAAUCUUUAUUUACUUGUUGUGUUAUUUUAAUUUUUGAUACCAGCUUUUUCUAAUUUUACUUAUGAAGCUUAUGCUUGAAAGAAUGUUAGGGGGACAUCGUGUUGUGUGGUUGCCACACUGUAUAGUACUCGUGCUCAUAUGGAAAUAUUGGCGAGGAACAUCAUGAUUUUGAUUGUAUGAGAAAAUGAAUGAUAACUGGCUAGGAGAAUGUUCAAGGCUUACAAAUAUUUCUGAACUGCUGAAAUUUAUUUUCAAUAUUCAUAGAAAACAUGUUCCUCUUUGGUAUUUCCAUUUUCUCUUUUUCCUUCGUGUAAGCUGGUGCUAGGCUGACAUGGUUGUCCCAGAUUAUCUGAGGCAGAUUAACACUGUAAUUGGAUGAACAUAAUUUUGUCUGAUUUAGAUUAUCUUAUAUAGCAGUCUUGCUGCAAUAAAGCUUACUUCAACUCUUGAA
This is a messenger RNA of Haliotis rubra (blacklip abalone), 5562 nucleotides long. RefSeq lists its product as uncharacterized. The record is from RefSeq and is a predicted model, not a curated record. Lineage: Eukaryota; Metazoa; Mollusca; Gastropoda; Lepetellida; Haliotidae.